Molecule: messenger RNA, 842 nt
Organism: Elgaria multicarinata webbii
Lineage: Eukaryota; Metazoa; Chordata; Lepidosauria; Squamata; Anguidae
Gene: SF3B5
Product: splicing factor 3b subunit 5
Exons: 1
Coding region: 127-387 (86 amino acids)
Biological process (GO): mRNA splicing, via spliceosome
Cellular component (GO): U2 snRNP; precatalytic spliceosome
Source: RefSeq, a predicted model, not a curated record
GCGGGCCCUCCUUUUCUGCUGGCUCCAUUUUGCGAGGUGCUGUUAGCGGGUGGGCGUGCAGGCUGCUACCGCUUCGUCCCCUUCUCUGCCUGUCGGCUUUGCAGCGCCGCCCUUGUUGUCCUCAUCAUGACGGACCGUUACACGAUCCACAGCCAGCUGGAGCACCUGCAGUCCAAGUACAUCGGGACGGGCCACGCGGACACCACCAAGUGGGAGUGGCUGGUGAACCAGCACCGGGAUUCCUAUUGCUCCUACAUGGGCCACUUCGACCUGCUCAACUACUUCGCCAUCGCUGAAGACGAGAGCAAGGCCCGCGUCCGCUUCAACCUCAUGGAGAAGAUGCUGCAGCCGUGCGGGCCGCCGGCGGACAAGCCCGACGAGUCUUAGGCCUGGAGCCUCGCAGCCGCCUGACGCUUCCCGACCCACCGACUGACGCAGCACGAGGAGGAGGAGGAGAAACGGCGGCAACGGGGACCUGCCGCCAAGCCCACACCAGGAGAGCCAUGAACUUCGCGGAGCCCCGCCGUCCGCGGCCCAAGCCCGCCUUCUCUGGGACAGACAGACCUUCUCCGCGCUUGCUUGGCGUUUCGGCCGACUUAAGCUCGGCUCUCUCGCUCCUUCACAGCAGGGAGGGCAGUUUGUGACUUCGCGGUGAGCGGUGGAAAGCCGCGGCCGCGAGACUGAGGGGCCCACGGCGGAUAUGUUGCUCUUCGGACUCGGGGCAGGCUGCGUGCAGGUGGUUGGAUUUUAAGGACUUGUGACGGCGAUGUGCCCCUCACCCUAAUCUUUUCUAGCGUUUUGGCAACUUUCUAUAAUAAAUGUCACGCUGCGGUGUUUUAUAA